AUGCACAUACUGUUGAAUCAUAUGUUGUCUUUAGCAGAUGAAUUAAAUGACAAAAAGUUAAAUCAUAAGUUAUCUUUAGAAGAUGAACUAAAUGACAAAGAGGGUGAAGAUCCAAUUUCUUUUGAUGAUGCAAAUCAAAAGGGAGUAUGGAAAGAGGCAAUGAAAGAUGAAAUCAAGUCAAUUGAAGAAAAUAAAACGUGGGAGCUUACUGAAUUGCCACCACAUAAAAAAUCUAUUGGAGUGAAGUGGGUUUACAAAACUAAGAUGAAUCUCGAUGGCACAAUCAACAAGCACAAGGCAAGGUUGGUCGCGAAAGGAUAUAAGCAAAAAGAAGGAGAAGAUUUCAGGGAGGUGUUUGCUCCAGUGUCGAGGCUUGAAACUGUUCGAUUACUCAUUUCUCUUGCUACCCAAAAUAAUUAG
This is a messenger RNA of Daucus carota subsp. sativus, 420 nucleotides long. RefSeq lists its product as uncharacterized. Bases 1 to 420 code for a protein of 139 amino acids. NCBI's taxonomy places the organism in Eukaryota, Viridiplantae, Streptophyta, Magnoliopsida, Apiales, Apiaceae. The transcript is spliced from 2 exons. The record is from RefSeq and is a predicted model, not a curated record.